Molecule: messenger RNA, 1617 nt
Organism: Adineta ricciae
Lineage: Eukaryota; Metazoa; Rotifera; Eurotatoria; Adinetida; Adinetidae
Source: the annotation of a GenBank genome assembly
AUGUCAUUAACUCAAGUACUUCCCCAACCGUCAAUGGCUGGAUACGACCGAGAAGACGAUGAAUACGAUAACAAAUCAAGAAAAAACGAAGUUGUGCUCGUAUCAAAAUUCACUGUUCCACCGUAUGGUCAUCGAAAAGAUUUCAUUCCAAGACGACCAGAGAUGUUUGGCGAUGGUGGUGCCUUUCCUGAAAUUCAUAUGGCUCAGUAUCCAUUGAAUAUGGGUUUUACGAAAAAUCAAACAUCGAAUGCUAUUCAGCUUCAAGUAGAUGCUUCAGGCAAACCGCAAUUCGAUGCAAUUGUUAAACAAAAUGUUAAAGGAAAUAAAAUUGUCUAUUCAAGUUUCGUUGAUCUUUUGCCGAAAGAAGUCCGUGAAGAUGAUCCGAGUUUACAGAAACCAUCAGAAGAAGAAAUCAAAGAAAAAACUGAAAAAACCCGGCAAGCACUCGAAGCUCUUGUCGCGUCGAAAGUCUCAUCCGCUUUACCUGUUCAACAUGCCGAGAAACAAGCACCUGCUCAAUAUAUUCGUUAUACACCUUCGCAACAAGGAGCGGAGUUCAAUUCCGGUGCUAAACAACGUAUUAUUCAAAUGGUUGAAGUACAAAAAGAUCCAAUGGAACCACCUCGAUUCAAAAUCAAUAAGAAACUUCCACGAGGACCACCUAGUCCUCCUGCUCCAAUUCUUCAUUCACCAACCCGAAAAGUGACUGUCAAAGAGCAACAAGAUUGGAAAAUCCCACCUUGCAUCUCCAAUUGGAAAAACUCUAAAGGUUAUACAAUUCCACUUGAUAAACGUCUAGCUGCUGAUGGUCGUGGUCUUCAAAGUACACAUAUCAAUGAAAAUUUCGCUAAACUUGCUGAAGCUCUAUAUACAGCCGAUUUGAAGGCUCGUGAAGCAGUUGAUAUGCGUGCCAAAGUUGAAAAACAAAUGGCGAAGAAACAAAAAGACGAGAAAGAAGAACGACUACGCGAACUGGCUAUGCAUGCCCGAACAGAUCGGGCAGGUAUUCGUUCCUCGGAUAAAGGUGAUUUGGAAAGCGCUGAACGUGACCAAAUUCGACAAGAAAGACAAAAGGAACGACAACGUGCUGCUGCACUACAGCGAGCUGGAGGCGACAAAAAAAAUCGUCCAAAGGACCGUGAUAUUAGUGAACAAAUUGCAUUGGGUGUGCAAACCGCAACCAGUUCAGGUGUUCAAUAUGAUCAACGUCUAUUCAACAUGUCUUCGGGUUUCAACAGUGGUUUAGGCGAUGAUGAAGCCUAUAAUGUAUACGACCAAGCAUGGAAUUCUUCUACAGCUGUUGCUUCACAAAUUUAUAAACCAACCAAAACUACAAAAGAUAAUUUUGAUGACACCGAAGCUUUGAUCAGUGCUUCGAAACGAUUCGAAUCCGAACGUGGCUUUAAAGGAGCUGAUAAGGGAACAACACGUGACGGUCCGGUUCAGUUCCAACGUGAAGAAGAUCCAUUUGGUCUUACCGGUUUCUUGAAAGAUGUACGACAUGGUGGUGCUGGUGGCUCAGCUCCAUCUGCAAAUCCAUCGUCUAGUUCAUCAUCUAAGCGUGGCAAUGCUGACGAUCGUGAAGAACGAAGCAGCGAAAAGCGUCGCAAGAAAUAG